CAUGAUGAUACAUGGUGACGCUAAAGAAUAUUCUACGUUUAACAAAGACUCUAAUAAGAAACUACUCAAAGUGGAUUUAUGUAAGAAGGUUGAAUUGGGCAAAUCGGCUAGGCGUGGAUAUUCUAACUUGCCUGAUUCCGAUUUUACCUAUGGUAUAAAGAAUAACAAAAGGGAUGGAGGAGCGGUAGCAGCGUUAAAUUGGUUAAGUCAAAGAAAUAUAGAAAAUUCCCACCACUUCAAACAAUUAUCAAUGCUUAGAGAAAAGGAUUAUCAUAGAUUAAAUGUUAUGGCUCUAAAAGCAGGAAUAACAGAUGUCAGAGGUCAAACCCUCUUCCGAUCAAGUAAUGAUUAUAGAUUACCAGUCAAUAAGCGGAAAAAAACAAUAGUCAAGUUUGAACCUAAACCGGAAAUACCAGAUAUAGUUUUCGGAAUUCCUGUUCGUCCAUCAACACCGAUCAAAGAAGUUAUCAGUCAUCAAUUUCAAGAUGAAUGGAUUAAGGAAAGAUCUCGGGAAAGAGAACGCAGAAUUCAAGCGAUCAAAGAAGCGAAAGAAAAUAUGCUAAACAUCAAAGAGACUAAAACUACGAUUUUAAGAAAGACCGAAAGAGAAACGCCGAAAGGAUUAUGGAAGAUAAAGAAAUUCGAAAGGAAUGCCAAAAGUUAUUUAGAUACUUUUAGAUCUAAAGAGGCACGUAUGUUAGCUUUUCCUCAACAUUUGAAGGAAAAGUCGAUUACGGAACAACUUCCGCAAAGAUGUAUAACAAGUUCUGCUUCGGACACGUCCAGGUGUGUAUGA
Dimorphilus gyrociliatus is the source of this 796-nucleotide messenger RNA. NCBI's taxonomy places the organism in Eukaryota, Metazoa, Annelida, Polychaeta, Dinophilidae. The record is from the annotation of a GenBank genome assembly.